UUGGUUGUUGAGCUCAGCAUUGAGUGACAGCAGGCAAAUACAACCAAAUGAAGUAUUUGUAACAUCGGUGCAAAAGACAUGGACAAAAAAGGGCAUAUUUUGCUAUGUGACUUGAUAGCAUCAGAGAGAAUUCUGGACUUGUUUACUUGUCUCUGACUGGAUUUACACGCCAACCUUUAUCCAUCUGAGGAGAAUCAUCUCUAAAGCUCUUACAAAUAACUGUUUGGACUUCAAGUCCGGUGCACACCGCUGAAUCAUGCAACAGACAUUCAGAGCCAUCACACACUCCCCAGGGAUACUUAUCUGGAGAAUUGAGAAAAUGGAUCUUGUUUUGGUCCCAGAAAAAUGUCAUGGGCAGUUUUAUGAAAGUGACUGCUAUUUAUUGCUGUCAACACGCAAAGGUGGCAAAACGGCAUACUAUGACAUUCAUUACUGGCUAGGUUCCACGUCUACACUGGAUGAACAAGGAGCUGCUGCAGUCUAUGCCAUUCAGCUGGAUGAGUUCCUGGGCUCUGCACCUGUUCAGUACCGAGAGGUGCAAUACCAUGAGUCCAGCAUCUUCUGUGGAUAUUUCAAACAGGGCAUUAUUUAUAAGUCGGGAGGUGUGUCAUCGGGAAUGAACCAUGUGGAGACAAACACUUAUAAUAUUCAAAGACUGCUGCAUGUGAAAGGAAAAAGGAAAGUGACUGGCACAGAGGUGGAACUGAGUUGGAAGAGCUUUGACACUGGGAGUGUCUUUCUUUUGGAUCUUGGCAAGACCAUUAUCCAGUGGAAUGGCCCUGAAAGCAACAAACAAGAACGUCUGAAGGGCAUGAUGCUGGCCAAGGACAUCAGGGAUCGUGAGAGAGGGGGUCGGGCAGAAAUUGGGGUGAUUGAGGGCGAUGCAGAGGCAAACUCCCCUUUGGUAAUGGAAGUGAUGGUGAGCAUUUUGGGUGAACGGCCCUCUAAGCUUCCUAGUGGGACACCUGAUGAAAUUACUGACCGAGAGCAAAUGUCUAAGCUCACCCUCUAUCAUGUGUCAGAUGCUAAUGGAGCUAUGAACAUCACAGAGAUUGCAACCAGUCCACUAACACAGGACUUGCUGAAUCACGAUGACUGCUACAUUUUGGACCAGGGGGGAAAGUCAAUAUUUGUGUGGAAGGGAAAGACAGCCAACAAAGCAGAGAGACAAGCAGCAAUGACCAGGGCUCUGGAGUUCAUUAAACAGAAAGGUUACCCACUCACAACUAAAGUGGAGGCUAUCAGUGAUGGAGGGGAAUCAGCUCUCUUUAAACAACUCUUCAAGAACUGGACUGUCAAAGAGCAGACAGCAGGCCUGGGCCGGACACACACUGUAGGGAGAGUGGCUGAUGUCACUCAAGAGAAGUUUGAUGCCUCUAGGAUGCAUGUGAUGCCUGAUAUUGCUGCACAGGAGCGCUUGGUGGAUGAUGGCAGUGGAAAAAAGCAGGUGUGGCGCAUAGAAAAUUUGGAGUUGGUGGAGGUCGAUCCUGAAAUGCAUGGAUACUUCUACGGAGGCGAUUGCUAUCUAAUUCUGUACAGUUAUGAUGUUAAUGGCAGGAACAGCUACAUUCUUUACGUGUGGAAGGGACGUCAUGCAUCUCAGGAUGAAGUGACUGCCUGUGCGUAUCAGGCAGUGACUCUGGACCAGCAGUAUGGAGGUCAGCCUGUUCAAGUUAUAGUCUCCAUGGGAAAGGAACCACGGCACUUUAUGGCCAUCUUUAAGGGCAAGAUGGUUAUCUUCGAGGGAGGGACAUCCAGAAAGAGCGCCCCAGAGCCAGAACCACCCGUUCGCCUGUUUCAGAUCUGUGGCUCUCACCCAACCAAUUCAAAAGCAAUAGAGGUGCCAGCACUGGUGGCCUCUCUCAACUCCAAUGAUGUCUUCCUCUUGAAAAGCCAGAAUGGCGUCUACCUGUGGUAUGGCAAAGGGUCCAGCGGUGAUGAACGGGCAAUGGCAAAAGAGGUGGCCUCCUUCAUUGGUCGAGGCUCAGCAGAGGAGAUUAUGGCUGAGGGACAAGAGCCAAUUGAGUUUUGGGAAAUCUUAGGCGGAAAAGGACCAUACGCAAGUGACAGAAGAUUACAGCAGGUUACUCUAGAUCAUCAACCGCGUCUUUUUGAAUGCUCCAAUAAGACCGGCAAGUUUAUUGCCACUGAGGUGACACAGUUUACACAGGAUGAUCUAAGAGAGGAUGACGUCAUGCUUUUGGACACGUGGGAUCAGGUGUUUCUUUGGAUAGGAAAUGAAGCCAAUGCUGUGGAGCGUAAGGAAUCUGUGACAACUUGCCAGGAAUACCUGCGGACUCAUCCUGGAUCUCGGGACCCUGACACACCUAUAAUAAUGGUGAAGCAGGGCUUUGAGCCUCCUACCUUCACUGGGUGGUUCAUGGCCUGGGACCCGACAAAAUGGAGUGGUGGCAAAACCUACGAGCAGCUGAAAGAGGAGUUAGGAGAGAUUACAUUGCCCACUAAAGUUGAUUCUGGAGCCACUGGUGUAGAGAGUAAAACCAUCUCACAAUAUCCACCAGAAAUGCUGAUUAACAAACUUGCUGGAGAACUGCCUGAGAAUGUGGACCCUACACACAAAGAGAGAUAUCUCUCUGACCAAGAUUUCCAGGCCAUAUUGGGAAUCUCCAGAGAAGAGUUUGACAGUUUGCCUCAAUGGAAACAGAAGACCAUUAAGAAGGAAAAGGGAUUGUUUUGAAAGUGAUGUAUAUGUUUUGUUAGUGCUGGUAGUGGGAGGAGGGAACAGAAACACGUUUAAAUUUCCUACUUCAAUUUUAAAAUAUUUAUUGAAAUCUUUUGUUAUAACUGAUAUUACUAAUUGUGUAAUAGUUCAUUUUUUCCGGACACAGUAAGCAUAUUGUGGUUUAAUUGUGGGAUUUAUGCUGUUUUUGGUUAAAGAAAAAUAAAAAUAUGUAUAAUUAGAAUAAUUUAGUUUGAAUCUUCGUACUCCUGUUUUUCCUUCAAGUGACAUUACCAUCUAUCCUACAACUUUUGGCCAAUGUGUAUAUAAAGUGCUUUAGAAUACAUAACAGCAAAAUGUCUUUCUUUUUUUCUUUUCUUUUCUUUGAAUGGUUUGAAACACUUUUUUAAGUUGAUGAUGUAAAAACUGAUGUGAAAUUUCCAAAAAACACAUGCACAGGAAACAAACCCAUGGAUGAGGAGUUAAAGGAGUUAGAAGACAAACUGAAUAAUGUCGGCAUAGGUGGAAUCAUACUUAAUACAUUUUAAUUCAAAAAUACAUUUUUGAAUGUUCAGCCAGUUGCUGGACUAUAACAGAGAGAUUCAACAUGAGAGAGAGAGAGAGAUGAAAAAUUGGUUAUACAGUUAUCAAGAAAGAUGGUUCUUUUUUAACAAAUGAAGUUUUUGAACUGUUCUGAUGAUUAUUCAGUUAAGGGGUUAUCCCUGGAUGGGUCACUUUUCAGGAAAUUCUCAGAAGCCGCAAUCCACAAGAAACAGGAUUUUGUGUCCUUUAGAAGGUGUAGAUAUUACAAAGUAUAACAAUAUAAGUUUUGUAGAAGCAAAACUACUCCCCCUUGUGUCAUAUUUUGGAAGGUCGAAAACACAAUCAAUGUAAUACAUAACGUGUAACAAACUAAUAAUAAUAAAGCAAUAGCUUUCAACAUUUAUGUUCUAUAAAGUAUAUACUAUUGAAAAUAACUUAAAAUGAAAAAUGAAUGUAUAUUCUGUAAAAAUGUUUUCCCACCUAUUCUGGAACUGCAUCUUAAAAUGACUGGAAUGAUGAUUUUAUUUUAAUAUUUUACUUAAUGAUUAUAUUAAUCUUGUUAAUACUGUAAAUUUAUUUUUGGGGGAC
Molecule: messenger RNA, 3811 nt
Organism: Labeo rohita (rohu)
Lineage: Eukaryota; Metazoa; Chordata; Actinopteri; Cypriniformes; Cyprinidae
Gene: avil
Product: advillin
Exons: 20
Coding region: 257-2698 (813 amino acids)
Biological process (GO): actin filament severing; barbed-end actin filament capping; cytoskeleton organization
Cellular component (GO): actin cytoskeleton; cytoplasm
Molecular function (GO): actin filament binding; phosphatidylinositol-4,5-bisphosphate binding
Source: RefSeq, a predicted model, not a curated record